AUGGCGAACCCGACCGAAGCAGGAACGGCGUCCACGUCCGCGCAGCUGAGCGCCCCAGCAAGUGCCUUAGCUUCUCCCAAAGCAUCCGAUGAUCAAGCCAAGACAAAGGCGCAUCGGCCUGCUCACUCUGUUUCCUCCGCCAUGCAGCAGGAGCCUCACAAUAUUGCAGACAAGGCGAAGUGGACACCUCCGCAUCAAGCGAUUACUAUUGAGACUCUUGUUGAGGCGAAAUCAAGCGGAAAUGAUCCAAUUUCUGCUGCUUCCGCCCAUACAAAAGCCUCAGUGAUGAACCCAUUGCUUCAAGCGCAGAAAGAGUCGAACCGACUGCACAUCUCGCUGGCGCAGCAGCAAGUUCAACUGUACCCUACUAUGGCAAAAAGGGCGGGGGCGACGACGACGCCUAGUACUAUUGGAAAUAAUACUAGCAAUAGUAGUAGCAUUGCUAUGACUGACAGGAUCUUUUCGUCUACGGUUACUGCUACGAAUACCAUUACUACAGCGCCAGCGACAAUUGCUGGUUCAAGUACUAGGAGCACUGUGGGCAUCGCCGGAACGAAGGGGGAUGAUCUUCAGAAGCUCCAACAGACGCAGCUUGCAACGUCACAGCAGAUUGCUCAACAGUCAGCGAUGGUGACAGGAGACAAGUGGUUACAAAGUAAACUGGAGCUGGAACAGGAACGCGCGCAACAAAGACAGCGGCAGAAGCAACAUCGUCAAGGGAGCAAUGGAAAUAGCGUGACAAGAAAGGUCUUGUCUACGUCGAUUGCCGACUCAUUGUUGGUGCAGCAGCAGCACGUGAUUCAACAACAGCAGAUGCUUCGUGAUGUGUUGCAGAAACAACAGCAACAUCAACAAGCUCAGCUCCAGCUGCAGAUGAAAUGGAGGCAAGGUGUCAGCAAGGGUGGGACACAAAGUGCACAACCAGCAGCAUCGUCAACAGCAACAACGGCAGCCUCAAAUACAGUACUUACUGCUGCACCAACUUGUUUCUCGGUGAAGAAGAAAGUGGUGAAAGAUACGAUUGGAAUGGAUUUGGAAGCACUGGCGAGAGUCUGUAUCCGCGUGGCAAAUGCAAGAACCGAGAGCGAAAUGCGUCCAGCGCUCGAGAAAAUGACGUCAUGGCUGCAUCGAUGCACAGAGCUUCCACUACUGCAACUUGCGCAGCGAGAAUAUAAUGACUCAAUGGCCCUCCGCCGGCCAACGCUGGUCCAGCAAAACCGGUGGCCGCUGGAUCUCCAAGUCAAAUCCGAGUAUAUCACGCACAAAAUCGUACAAUUGUUGGGAGUGCUUAUGCUGCGAGAAAAGAACCAAGCUGCUCAGCAGCAGCGUGCUACUGCUCUAAGAGCUGCCGCAGCUGUCAAGUCUACCGUUGCUGCUCCCGCGAGUUCCGCUACUACUACAGCUGACGGUGUCGUCACUUCCCGUCCUGCUGCAGCUUACGCUGGUGCCACUGCCACUGCUCUUACGGUGUUUCCUCGUGCUGCAAUCACGACCACAUCUGCAAGUCGUAUGGUCGCUUCCGAUAACACUUCUUUCACCACGGCUUCCAGUAGUGCCGUUGCUACUAGUUCCACUCGUGCUGCUGUCGCUCUAAAGCCAGUGACACUAACACAGACACGAGUUGAAAUGGCUUCGUCGUCAUGCUCGAUGACACCUGAUCAAUCCGCCAGGGCUCCUGUAAAACGGGACAUGGCAUGGAUCGAGCGGGCAUAUGCCGACUUGAAAGACCAGUUGCAAGCCAAACAAGUCGAGAUCAAUCAGAAGGCAAAGGUAAAACGAGACGCAGCAAAAGUGGAUACUACCAAUGUGGUUACCAUUACCAGUAACCGCGAAUUGGCAGCCGCGACAGUGCCAGCGACAUACAAGCGCCCGAUGCAGUGUGGAGUUCCAGAUGCUGCCAAGAAACAAUGCACAGAUGUGCAUGCAGUGUCUUCAAGCUUGAUUGCGGCUGCCCACCGACCUCCGACAACAUCGGUACCUCCAAUUUCGCCUCAACUCGCGCAGCAAUUUUACGAGUUCGAUUCGACUCGCCGAACAAGCUCAGAACCUGAAGACAAGAUGUACAUGCCAUCCAAGAUUGUGUCCAAGAUUAUGCACAAGGCUCUUCCACGUGUGCAAGAAGAAAACGCAGGCGUUGGUGACAUAAUUGUCAAGCGCCAAGAGCAAACAAAAAGCAAAGGUGUAUCAGCGGCCACCUUUGCGUCACACAGGACUCUAGAUCACGAGUCGCGUUUUCAAGAUACUGUCAGUAUCAGUGAUGAGGCUGUGACCUUCAUGCAAGAAUGCGUCACCGAGUUUCUCCUGUACUUUACCAGCGAAUCGCGAGAUCUUUCCGUGAUGCAGAAUCGGAGAACAAAUAAAGGUGUGGGUCUAUCGAUCUCUGGUGCCAAUGUCGUGGAAAGCAUGGCAAAUCUAGGAUUCACGCCUUACGCCCGAGUGUUGGCUGGGUAUAACGAGAAGGUCAAGGCUAGCCAAGAUGCCGCAGCACGGAAGAAGAUGCAGCGAAGGUAUGCCGCUCAGCAGCAAGCACUGCAAAAACAGUCGGUCGCUGCUUCUUCAGCCGUUGCUGUGAAUGCUGCUAAGACGGCAGCAGUAGCAACAGGAAAGAGUGCGGUCCUGCCAUAUCUGUCUGCAAAUGAGCAGUCCAAAUCGGUGACUUCGUUUUCGGGAGUCACCACGGCGAUGUUAUCGCGUCCAAGUUCCAGCGUUUUGACAGUUUCAAGAAGUACGUCGGUGCCGACUGCAGGGACAGGAAUAGUAACUGCACAACCAAUUGUAGCAGCGACAACGACGCUGUCCUCGAAUCCAGCAAUUGAACGACGCCAGCAGCCGCAGCUUCACCAACAAGGAAAAUAA
Peronospora matthiolae is the source of this 2856-nucleotide messenger RNA. The record is from the annotation of a GenBank genome assembly. Lineage: Eukaryota; Oomycota; Peronosporomycetes; Peronosporales; Peronosporaceae.